Messenger RNA from Didymosphaeria variabile, 1251 nucleotides. It is a transcript of the gene ERD1, whose product is annotated as protein-ER retention protein. The coding region runs from base 1 to 1251 and encodes 416 amino acids. The transcript is spliced from 3 exons. The record is from RefSeq and is a predicted model, not a curated record. Gene Ontology annotation, cellular component: cytoplasm; membrane. NCBI's taxonomy places the organism in Eukaryota, Fungi, Ascomycota, Dothideomycetes, Pleosporales, Didymosphaeriaceae.
AUGGACGGUGAUCCAGCGGUCGAGCCGGAGCUCGACCGAUUCAGUCGCAUACUGCCCCUGCCAUAUCGAGUCGCUUUGAUUAUAGUGAUGGGUGUAUGGGCAUGGGGUUUGAACCUCCACUAUCUCUCUCUGAUACGCAUCGAUGUGCCGUCCCUUAUUCGAUACCCGGCGCGCAACUCCCCGCACCACCCUCCGCAUUACUUGUCUUGCUACCGCGUUGCACUCUCCCUCACCGUUCCGCUCGUCCUCUCCUUGCUCUUGUUUUGGAGCCUCACGAACGGCAGCCCCGCAGACAUCGCCGCCUGGGAGAUCCUGCCCAACCUUUACUUACUCAUCCUCGUAAUCGGCUUCAUCGUGCCCAUACCAUUUGUGAGCAGGAAUGGAAGACACCGGACACUUGCGACCCUGAAAAGGAUCAGCAUAGGAGGCAUUGCGGAGGCUCAAGAUGGGAAAUUCGGGGACAUCUUGCUUGCCGAUGCACUGACGAGUUAUGCAAAAGUGCUUGGAGACCUAUUCAUCAGCCUGUGCAUGUUCUUUUCGUCCAAGCACAGCUCUACUGGCCCACCAAACCGCAACUGUGGAGGCUCCUUCUGGGUGCCGUUCAUCAUAUCGAUACCCUCGCUUAUCCGUCUCCGCCAAUGUCUUACCGAGUACGGACGCGUGAAAAAGGCGAACAAGCAAGCAGGACAGAUCAGCGCCGCGACAGGCUGGGGUGGCGUCCAUCUCGCGAACGCUUUAAAGUAUAGCACGGCGUUCCCUGUUAUUAUCCUCUCCGCACUGCAACGUAGCCCAGAGCCCUCAAAAUUUGGUAUGUCCGAAGCCACGCUGUUCCGCCUAUGGCUCGCCGCCGUCUUCAUCAAUUCAGCAUACUCGUUUUGGUGGGAUGUGAGCCGGGAUUGGGAUCUUACUCUCCUGCUGAGCAAAAGAGAGAGGGAGGAUCCAGAGCAUCCAUGGGGUCUAAGGCGGCAUCGCUGGUUCCACGCCAAGGAGUUCUACUACGCAGCAAUCGGCAUCGAUGCUGUGCUGAGGUGCACAUGGAGCAUCAAGCUAAGUCCGCAUUUGGACCAUUUCAACGACUUAGAGGGAGGCAUCUUCUUAAUGGAGGCCUUGGAAGUGUUCAGAAGAUGGCUCUGGAUUUUCUUCCGCGUCGAGACCGAGUGGGCAGUGCGUAACCACCGUGGCCCUGCACCAGACGACAUCCUGCUUGGCGAUUUUGCGAAUGCAUCGAACAAGUACGAUGAGGAUGACUGA